Molecule: messenger RNA, 378 nt
Organism: Alternaria arborescens
Lineage: Eukaryota; Fungi; Ascomycota; Dothideomycetes; Pleosporales; Pleosporaceae
Exons: 1
Coding region: 1-378 (125 amino acids)
Source: RefSeq, a predicted model, not a curated record
AUGCGAAACGUAAGGUCGCGCAAUCGGGAAGCUACUAGCGCGCUGCAGUUUGAACUACUACAACAACUAGAACUUCUUGACAACGAUCGAGCUACGAUGAGAGCUACGCUGACUGCGGAGGUUGAUGCACAGGCUGCCGAGAUCAAGACGCUAGCUGCUAAGCUCAAAACGGCGGCCGCCGAUAAGAAAACCUCGGUGGCAGAUCUUUAUAAUGAGAAGAUGAGGAACAAGAAAGUGGAAGAAGCACUGACCGCAGAGAUCAAGACGCUGGCCGCCAAGCUCAAAUCGUCGACUGCCAAGGAGGAACGCCUCGAUGCUGAUCUCUAUGACAAGAAGAUGAGCAACAAGAAGGUAGAACAAGACCUUAAGAAGUCAUAA